Messenger RNA from Dromiciops gliroides (monito del monte), 828 nucleotides. RefSeq names its product arginine and glutamate-rich protein 1-like. Gene Ontology annotation, molecular function: cadherin binding. Bases 1 to 828 code for a protein of 275 amino acids. The record is from RefSeq and is a predicted model, not a curated record. Gene Ontology annotation, cellular component: mitochondrion; nucleoplasm. The transcript has a single exon. NCBI's taxonomy places the organism in Eukaryota, Metazoa, Chordata, Mammalia, Microbiotheria, Microbiotheriidae.
AUGGGCCGGUCCCGAAGUCGGAGCUCGUCCCGCUCCAAACACACCAAGAGCAGUAAGCGAAACAAAAAGCGGAGCCGGUCUCGGUCGCGGUCCCGGGAUAAGAAACGGGUUCGGAAACGCUCCAAGUACCGGGAGAGCAAGAGGAACCGGCGCCGGAAGUCGCGCUCGCGCUCGCGCUCGCGCUCCACCUACGCCGCCGUGUCCCGCCGCGAGCGGAAGCGCGAGCGUGCCUCGUCCUCCCGGGACCGCGUCGACAUCUUCGGGCGCACGGUGAGCAAGCGGAGCACCCUGGCCGAGAAGCAGAAACGGGAGGAGGAGGAGAAGGCAGAGUUCCAGCGGCAACGAAAGAUUCGACAGCAGGAAAUAAAAGAGAAGCUCAUUGAGGAAGAAACAUCGAGAAGAGUAGAAGAACUUGUGGCAAAACGAGUAGAGGAAGAAUUGGAGAAAAGGAAGGAUGAAAUUGAGCGAGAAGUUCUCCGAAGGGUAGAAGAAGCUAAAGACACGAUGAAAAAGCAGUUGCUCGAAGAACUCGAGCGACAGAGACAAGCUGAGCUUGCAGCACAAAAAGCUAGAGAGGAGGAAGAGCGCGCAAAACGUGAGGAACUAGAGAGAAUACUGGAAGAGAGUAAUCGAAAAAUUGCAGAUGCACAAGCCAAACUGGCUGAAGAACAAUUGAGAAUUGUUGAAGAACAAAGAAAGAUUUAUGAAGAAAGGAUGAAACUAGAACAAGAGAGACAACGUCGACAAAAAGAAGAGCAAAAUAUUAUCCUGGGCAAGGGGAAGUCCAGGCCAAAACUGUCCUUCUCAAUAAAAACCACCCAUUAUUAA